UACACUUGGUAUAAUGCAGUCAGGCAAGUACCAUUCUCCUGGCAACAGCCAAACCCAGACACAUCCAUUUGUCGGAUUGUCAGACAGAGAAGCGUGAUUUGUCACUCCAGAGAACACGUCUCUACUGCUCUAGAGUCCAGUGGCGGAUGGCUGAGUUGCUGCUGUUCCAAGUUGCUUCCACUUUGUUGUAAUACCACUAACAGUUGACUGUGGAAUAUUUAGUAGCAAGGACAUUUUAUGGAUGGACUUAUUGCACAGGUGGCAACCUACACAUUUGAAUUCACUGAGCUCCUGAGAGUGACCCAUUCUUUCACAAAUGUUUGUAGAAGCAGUCUGCAUGCCUAG
Staurois parvus is the source of this 345-nucleotide messenger RNA. The record is from the annotation of a GenBank genome assembly. NCBI's taxonomy places the organism in Eukaryota, Metazoa, Chordata, Amphibia, Anura, Ranidae.